Messenger RNA from Drosophila gunungcola (fruit fly), 5790 nucleotides. RefSeq names its product bifunctional heparan sulfate N-deacetylase/N-sulfotransferase (gene sfl). The transcript is spliced from 7 exons. Gene Ontology annotation, molecular function: heparan sulfate N-sulfotransferase activity; deacetylase activity. The record is from RefSeq and is a predicted model, not a curated record. The coding region runs from base 1283 to 4390 and encodes 1035 amino acids. NCBI's taxonomy places the organism in Eukaryota, Metazoa, Arthropoda, Insecta, Diptera, Drosophilidae. Gene Ontology annotation, cellular component: Golgi apparatus.
UUGUUUUCAUCGCGUUUGGGUCGGCAGCGGACGAAUUUUUGCUGCUUGCGAAGCCAGAAAAUAAAUUAAAGUGCAAUAAAAUGUGUUUCAAGCAAUUCCGAUGGUCACGCGAACAACAACAACACGCCGCGCUAUAGAUUUAUAAUCGGAUUUGGUUAUCUGCGAGUUGCGAAAGCCAUAGUUCGAAAUGCAAAAACAAUACGCGAGUGGAAAUUUCGAUUUUUGUAUUGUUUCUUUCCAUGCCUGGAACGCUUGUGCAAGUAGGCAUUAAUCGACUUUAACGAUUAUUAGUAUUAGCGAUGCAUUUGGGUGGGAAAUACAAAUAAUUUAAUUGUUUAUUUGAGCGUGAGGCGGCUUGCCAAAUUUAUCGCUCACUUUCUGCAGUUUCGACUCUCUUCUUUACGCGCCUUUCAUUCAGUCCCGCGUGUGUGUGGGUGUGCGUGUUGAGUGACGUAAACAAAUGCAAAUUUUAAAAAAUGCGAUUGUCGAUUCACGUGCCAAAAAAAUAAAAACAAAAGAAAAUAAGCGGCAAAGAAAACAACUCAAGUAGAAGCAAAUUGACAAGAGAAUAUUGUUAUCGGCUCUCUGUUUUGUGCCCCGUAUUCGUUGCAUUUUCUGGCUCAGCUGUGCAAUUUUGCCUUGGUGUUGGUGAGCGCAACACGUUUGUGUGCGAGUGGGAGAGAGCGAGCGAGUGAGCGCGCGAGAGUGUAACUCCUCCGCCAGCGUCCCUGCCGCAGUCGACGUCGGCAGCGUGCGUCAUUGAGGCGACAGAUCAAAGCAGAUUAAACGGACAAAAAUUUGUAAGCAUAUAAGAAGACGACCCACUGGAGGGAACGGCAGUCAAUGUCUGAUUGUGAGUGGACAGUCUGGAACUGGGUCUCUUCCGUCUUUAUAUGACUGAUAAUGGCCGUCUGGGCUGCCCAAAACCACAAUUGCAACAACAGUGCGCCACAAUGGCUAAACAAAAUGAGUAUUUGAAAAUUUGGAAACAUAUCAAGUGGCGAAAUGAAAAGUAAACAAAGCGAACAGAAUAUUAUAAAAACGAAAAACGAGAUUUAUGCGAAAGAACGUAAAAAAACACACACAUAUUUAUAGAAUACACUGGACAACUGAAAAUAAACAUUCAUGCAACGCAAUCGAAGUGCCAUAGUGAAGCGCGAGUGUUUGAAAUUUGUUCGCUCUAUUAAGUCAAUAUAGGAAUCAAGCAACAUAUCGCCAAUUAUAUAUAGAUAUAUAUAUAUAUAUAGAGUACCACCGAGCAGUGAGGCAGAGCGGCGGCAAUAUGACAAUAUCGGGAAGCAUUCAACAUAAUAACAAUGCAAAUCGAAAAUAUGAAAAACUCAUUAAGCAGCCGCAGAUGCAAUUCGGAACGUCCGUGACCGGAACGCAAACGGAUGUGGAUUCCUGCCGAGUUGCGGAUGCGAAUGUGAAUGUCGUCGGCCAGGACUUUAGCAAUUUCAAUAAGCAUUUCGGCAAUGGUCAUGUCAUCACAGAUCGCACCAUGCUGCUUUUGCCUUUGGAGGACGAUGUCGCCAACGCCGCCGGCAUUGUCACGUACAAGGGUAAAUCGAAUGGGAAUGGGAAUGGAAACGGGAAUGGAAACGGCAGUCCUACCUCAUCAACGUCAAUUGGCAUGGCUGGGAGUAGUAGCACCAAUCACCUGGCAGGUGGAGGACUCGGUGGCUCAGAGCCUGCCGGUUGGAUGUGCCAUUGUUGUAAUUUAAUUGCACGACGCUGCUUUGGCAUCAACGUGCGACGCUGUGUCCUCGCGCUCCUGGCCAUUACGGUGGUUAGCAUUUUCUACUACACGCAUUAUGUCGAUACGGGCGUGUUUAAUGGUCUCAUCCAACGCGACACUCAUCCCGCUCCCAUCAUCAACUGCCGCAUGAUCAACUCGGGCGGCAAGCACAUCCGGGAUGCCUCACCAGCGCCCGACCAUCGGUCCGAGGCUCGAUUACGGAUCGAUCCCAAGGUCCUCGUUUUCGUGGAGACCACAUAUUCCGGACUGGGCAGGGACAUUGCCGAGCUGCUCGUCUACAAUCGAAUCAAAUAUAAAAUCGAAGUGGCGGGCAAGAGCCUACCAGUUCUCACCAAUCUGGAUAAAGGCCGUUAUGGCGUGAUUGUGUUCGAGAACCUGGACAAAUACCUCAAUAUGGACAAGUGGAACCGGGAGCUGCUGGACAAAUAUUGUCGGGAGUAUUCCGUGGGAAUUGUGGGUUUCGUGAGCCCCAGCGAAGAAACCCUAGUGGGCGCACAACUCCGGGACUUUCCGCUGUUCGUAAACACGAAUUUAAGACUUAGGGAUGCCAGCUUGAAUCCCUCAUCAUCAGUGCUCCGAUUAACCCGCGCAGGCGAAACGGCAUGGGGAGCUUUGCCGGGAGAUGAUUGGGCGGUUUUCCAGCAUAAUCACAGUACCUAUGAGCCCGUGGAGUGGGCCCAGAGAAACACUCAAGAAUAUCCAGCGGACAGUGUGGGUCAGGUGCAACUGCCAUUGACUACUGUUCUGCAAGAUCGCGGUCAGUUGGAUGGCAUACAAAGAGUUCUCUUUGGCAGCAGUUUGCGUUUCUGGCUGCAUCGACUGGUCUUCCUGGAUGCCCUGAGUUAUCUAAGUCAUGGUCAACUUAGUCUGAAUCUGGAGCGCAUGAUUCUCGUGGAUAUAGAUGAUAUAUUCGUUGGCGAGAAGGGCACAAGGCUGCGACCAGAUGAUGUUCGAGCACUGAUAGCGACACAGAAAAAUAUAGCAGCCAUGGUUCCUGGCUUCCGGUUCAAUCUGGGAUUCUCGGGAAAGUACUACCAUCAUGGCACGAGGGAGGAAAAUCUGGGAGAUGAUUUCCUGCUGCAGAACGUGCAGGAGUUCAACUGGUUUUCGCACAUGUGGAAGCACCAGCAGCCACAUCUAUAUGAUAAUUUAACCCUCCUGAUGGCAGAAAUGCACUUAAACUACGCCUUUGCUGUGGAUCACAAUAUUCCCACGGAUUCGGGCUACUCCAUAUCACCACAUCAUUCAGGCGUCUAUCCCGCCCAUGAGCUACUCUAUUUAGCAUGGAAGAAGGUGUGGAAUGUGAAGGUUACGUCCACCGAAGAGUAUCCUCAUUUGAGGCCAGCCCGGUUGAGAAGAGGAUUCAUUCAUCGCAAUAUAAUGGUGCUGCCCAGGCAGACGUGUGGAUUGUUCACCCACACCAUGUACAUUGAUCGCUAUCCGGGGGGUAGGGAUAAACUAGAUGAAUCUAUACAGGGUGGAGAACUCUUCCAGACCAUUGUGUAUAAUCCCAUCAACAUCUUCAUGACGCACAUGUCCAACUAUGGAUCGGAUCGGCUGGCCCUGUACACAUUCCAAUCGGUUAUCAAGUUCCUGCAGUGCUGGACCAAUCUCAGGUUGGCCUCAGCUCCGCCCGUUCAGCUGGCCGAGAUGUACUUCCGGCUGCAUCCCGAGGAGGUGGAUCCCGUGUGGGGGAAUCCGUGUGAUGAUGUGCGGCACAAGAAGAUCUGGUCGAAGACCAAGAACUGCGACUCGCUGCCCAAGUUUCUAGUGAUUGGACCGCAGAAAACGGGCACCACUGCUCUGUAUACAUUCCUAUCCAUGCACGGCAGUGUUGCGAGCAACAUCGCUAGUCCCGAAACCUUCGAGGAGGUUCAGUUCUUCAAUGGCAAUAACUAUUAUAGGGGGCUGGACUGGUAUAUGGACUUCUUUCCCUUGGAAACAAUGCCGAACACAAGUUCACCGAUGCCCACGCAGCUGGGAUCGCCACGCUUUAUGUUCGAAAAGAGUGCUACUUAUUUCGAUGGCGAAGCUGUGCCAAAGAGAACCCAUGCCCUACUUCCGCAUGCCAAGAUUGUGACGAUCCUGAUAUCUCCGGCAAAGAGGGCCUACUCCUGGUACCAACAUCAGCGAUCCCACGGCGACGUAAUAGCCAAUAACUAUAGUUUCUAUCAGGUCAUAACGGCAAGUGACUCGGCACCGAGGGCACUGAAGGAUCUGCGCAACCGAUGCCUGAAUCCGGGCAAGUACGCCCAGCACUUGGAGCACUGGCUGGCCUACUAUCCCGCCCAGCAGCUGCACAUCAUCGACGGCGAACAGUUGCGCCUGAAUCCCAUCGAUGUGAUGAACGAGCUGCAGCGCUUCCUGAAAAUCCAGCCGCUGCUCGAUUAUUCAAAUCACCUGCGAUACGACGUGAAGAAGGGCUUCUACUGCCAGGCCGUCAGCGAGAAGCGCAAUAAAUGCCUGGGAAAGUCCAAGGGCCGUCAGUAUCCGACGAUGGAUGAGCGCAGUGCCAAGCUGUUGCAGCGAUACUAUCUCAAUCACAAUACGGCGCUGGUGAAGUUGCUCAAAAAGCUCGGCUCGCGGCCAAUACCGCAGUGGCUCAAAGACGACCUGUCCACGGGCACGUGAUAGCAGCUGUUCGGUGGAGGAGGUGGUGGCGUUGGCGGUGGCAUAGGAGGCAUUAAGUAUCGCAAAUUGCGGGCAAAACUCAGGAAGCAGUUGCAUUGGCUGCAUUUGGCGGCCGAAAAUGCAGAAAGCGUUCAGCGGAGGCGACGUCACAACUGACAGGAUGAAAAUGAGGCGGAAAAUCAAUGGAAAAACUACCAGACCUAUUCUAAUUUUCACUUUCGGCAAGCUUUUGCCAAUGCUAACUUUACAUGAAUCUAACGUUUGAUAUCAAUAUUGCAUAAGCUGCUUUAACAAAUCAUUGAAUAAAUAAGCCGUUUUGUUUGAAUAUGUUUAGAAGUAAAAAUAAUUUAUAGUUUAAACUUUAAACUUUAAACAAACGAAGUUUCUAUUUUUUACAAAUAAGGCGAAUUUUACUUAAACUUUUAUAUUUUUGAUUUAAAAGAAAUUUAUUAUUCCCUAUUUUAACUAUGAAAACAUUAAGUUUCAAAAAAAAAUUUUGUGGAAGUGCAGUUUCGCAAAAACUUUUGCCGAAAGUGGAAAACAGACAAGGCCCUGCUCAUAAACAGCUUAAAAACAGCUGCUGUAGAAACAAGAUAAAUUAAUAAGGAAAAAAAUAACAUAAUUAAUCGCUUUUAACAUGCAUAAAUCUUUUUUUGUUUGUUGCUAUUGCAGCUAAUUAAUGUCACUGCAGUUGUCAGCUGAUGUUGUACAGUGUGUGAGUGCGUAUCUGUGUGUUUAUCUGUGAACGUUGUGUAAAUAGGCGUGUGUAUGGAUGCUUGCGCAUUAUAAAUUAUCAUAAAUAAUAUCAUGAGGCAUCAUGAAUAAAUGCAUAAAUGCGCUUUGUUAGUUGUUUAAUGUUUAUUAGUUGAUAAUGGCGAAUUAAGCGCCUAAUUAAGUUUACGCAUAAUCCAGCACUUUCGUUAUUACCUCAGACAUCGAAUCAGCUCUCCGCAUCCUAAAGACUCGAUCAAAUAACAUUUGACAACUCUAAACACACAUAACUACCACAUACUAUCCACAUGGCAGCUGCAACAACUCCUGUGUACUCUAGCAUUAAAUCCAUGCCAAAACUGUAUGUUCGUUCCAGCAGUUAACGAGUGCUAUAUAUAUAGAAAAACAACACACACAUUUCGGAAUAGUACGUUAAGCAUAAGGCUGCCUCUAUAACCCCUAAGUGUAUUAUAGAUGUUUUUAGCCUAAGCCUAGUGAGUAGACCUAAAAUGCGCUUGUCACAGGCCUCGAUGUAAAACUGUAAAACUCUAAUUGUAUUUUUAACGCAGCACUAAGCAAAGCUCUAUUGUAUAGUUGGAUAUAUGCGUAAAUGUAUGAGAACUAGUUCAAGUUUAGAUUGGUAAUGCGACAAUAAUAAAAGCGAACAUUAUUGCAAGUGUAAAAUGGAA